Molecule: messenger RNA, 3286 nt
Organism: Gorilla gorilla gorilla (western lowland gorilla)
Lineage: Eukaryota; Metazoa; Chordata; Mammalia; Primates; Hominidae
Product: transcription initiation factor TFIID subunit 4-like
Exons: 3
Coding region: 1-837 (278 amino acids)
Source: RefSeq, a predicted model, not a curated record
AUGUAUGUUACUGCUCCUGAAAACCUUCCAGUGGGACAAGAUAUGGAGAGCAUACUGCUUGUGGGAAAUGGAGGGAAGGCCCACGGUCCCGACAAUGUUUGGGCAGGGUACCUCGUCCCAGGUGGAUCGCCCACCUUACUGCUGCAUAGACCUGCUGUGUAUCCCGGCCCCGGCCCCGGCCCCGGCCCCGGCCCCGGCCCCGGCCCCGGCUCGACGUCCUCUAGCCCUUCUUCCCAGCACUCAGGACGGCGGAUUUCAGAUGACCAAAGGCCACCCUGUGACAACAGGGUCGGAACCACGGCACUUCCGCCUGCGGCCGGUGAGACUACAAAUCCCAGCAGCCCCGCGCAAGUCUCGUCCCACUACCACCUCCUCCCAUCACGACUCCCAGAACUCUCCGCGAGACGCCAGGGCCUCGAAAUAGAACAAAACCGGCCGGUGGGGGAGGGGGAAGGUGAUGGUCUCGGAGGACACAGGGGGUUAGAGAGCUCUCUGCAGAUGCCGAAGACCCAAGCAGGCCUGCCGCCUCCCUCUCCCCGCCCCACAACUGCUAGGCGCGGAGACCGCGGCCUGUUCCCCGCGCCUCCCGGGAAGCUGAGGAAGGUCCCGGACAGGCUUCCCCGCCGGCUCCUGCUAAGAGGUCCGCAGACCCUAGCCCGGUGUCCCCCUCCCUCUCAUAACGUUCCCCGCACACCGGCGCAAACCUCCGGCUCAGGAACCGCAGCAGCUUCGCUGUCCACGGCAGACGCAGAAACGCCGUUCACAAGCCUUUUCCCAGAAGCCCCCGGCGCGGGCUGCUUCCGGUCUGCGGGCCUGAGGAGGCGGGGAGAGAGAUGAGUUCUUCCUAUGUUUCCCAGGCUGCUCUCCAACUCCUGGGCACAAGUGACCCUCCUGCCUUGGCCUCCUAAAUUGCUAGGAUUGCAGGCAUGAGCCACCGUGCCUGGCCUCCAUUCUAUUAUUCUUAAUUAUUUGUAAACUACUAAAUGGAAACCACAGUAAGGUUUUCCUCACUAAGUUACUCCUUUGAGGGCAGGGGCUACUAACACCCACUUUGAAACACCAUCCUUCUGAGGUCCUCUGGGAUUUUUUCCUGAAUGGUGGCCCUUGUUGCUAUCUUAAAGAUCUAGUCAAGAUAAAACAUGUUCCUCUGGACAACCUGAAUGGAGGGAGCAGCUUCAUACCGGGGCCUGACAACCUUGCACAUAUCCACAUAGGCCACAUAGGCAAUGCCUGAACCACAGCUGAUCUGAGUCUUGGCAGAACACCUUGGGAUCCUCCCAGAAGAUGAGUGCAUGAGAGGCUUGUAAGCAGCUACUGCAAGGCCAUUUCCCACUCAGCUCUCUGUCUUCCAAAGAGACUAUCAUGAGGCAGUUUCUAUUGCUUCCUGGGUUCCAAUGAGCCAUUCUGCCUUACCCUCUUAGAGUACAGCUGCAGGUUAUAACAAGGCUUAGCUGCAGCAUGGCAUUAACCCCUCAGCAACAAGGUGUCCACAGUGUACGCUGUAGUCAUCCAGCCCCUUCUGUUUUGGUGUCAUCAUUUUGGUAUCUGAGACAAAAGCUCGUGGAGAGCUGGCACUUGCUUUUGCUUUCAAUGUCUGUGCAAAUAAUAAUAUGUCUAAAUUCAAAAAGGGUUCAUUUCUUUACCAGCCAAAUCUUUCAACCUUGCCUUGAUACCAAACAUCCGAUUCAUUAAUUAAUGGUAAAACAAACAAAAUGACCAGACAGAUACUACCUGGGUACCAGAGAUAAUAGAGAUGAAUAAAAUGAAGUCAUGAUUCCGUCUUUGUUUUUCCCUUAAAAAGAGAUGAGAUCUCACUCUCUUGCCCAGGCUGGAGUGCAGUGGCGUAAUCACAGCUUGCUGCAGCCUGGAACUCCUGGUAGGGAUCCUCCCGCCUCAGCCUUCUAAAACGCUAGGAGUACAGUUGUGAGCCACCAUGUCCAGUUUGAUUCCUUCUUUUAACAUUACCAUCUUGUUAAGGAAAUAAACAACAACAACAGAAAAAAACAAGUAUUCACAAGGCAGUGUAGAAGUGCUACAGUAGAGAAAAGCAGAAGGCCUGUAAGGGCUCCUAAAUGAGAUAGUGUGCUGAGAGGGAAGGGAGGCACCCUGAAAUGGAGGAAGCCAGCCAGAAAAGUUUUCAGGCUGGGCAUAGUGGCCUGCACCUUUGGUCCCAGGUACUCAGGAGACUGAAGUGGGAGGAUUGCUUGAACCUGAGGGGUUGAGGAUGCAGUGAGCUCUGAUCGCAUCACUGUACUUAAGCCUUGUGGACAGAGUGAGAUCCUGAUAAAAAAAAAAAAAAAAGUGUUCACACUGGAAGGAAAGCAUAGACCUUCAGAUUUGGUGUUAUCAGAUUCCAUCCAAGACUGAUUUUUUUUCCAGGCUUUGGAGCUCUCAGUCCCCUUCAGCUCAAAAGUAUCUCCCUCUGGGCACUUUAAGUACAUUGCUUAAAGAUUCCAUUUUAGCUAGUAAGUAUACAGUAUGAGGAGUCUUUUGAUUGCAAGUGACUGAAAACCUAAUAGGCAAGCAUCAUUAGCUUCCCACAUGAAGUGCUUUCCCUUGCUUCUAAUACACUCCUGAUUUUUUUGGAUGGAGAGGGGGAACAGUGUGCCCAGCUGUAAGCAACAAAGUGUAAUUGAGCUAAGCUAUCCAUGACCAUUCUGCUUCCCUGUGCCAGACACUCACUUUGCCUUUCUGGCACCGAGGAAUGAGUAUGUGAUUCAUUUCUGGUCCAUGAGAUAUAAGGGGAAAUAGUUUGUAUCUUUGAAGAAAUAUGUCUAAUUCAUUUAAGUUGUCAGAUUUAUUGGCAUAAAGUUGUUCACAAUUAUUUCCUUAAUAUCAUUAAUGUCAGUUCCUUAAUAUCUUUUUAAUGUUUGUAGGGAUGUCCCCUCUUUCAUUCCUGACAUUGCUAAUUUCUGGUUUCUUUUUUCUUAAUCAAGACUUCAAGUUUUGCUCGAGGCUUAUCAAUUUUAUUAAUUUUUCAAAGAAUCAACUUUUGGCUUUGUUUAUUUGUUUCAUUAUUUGUUCUCUAUUUAUGGAGUCCUUCUCUUAAUAAAAUUAACAGACAGAAAAAUAUGGCACUUUUGAGGGGGCAGAUAUUUCUGAGUUUUAGAUUUGUGAAACGACCACCAAAAUCAUGACACAGAAUAGUUCCAUCAUUCUAUAAAACUCCAUCAAGUUGUACUCAUGCCUUCGCCACAUCCCAAUUCAUGGCAACCACAGAUUUGUCAUCUGUCACAAUAGUAUUGACUUGUCCAGAAUGUAAUAAAAAUGGAAUCAUAAAGUAUGU